UCUGCUCUCGUCACUGAUAUGAUGAGCAUCUCCCUUCCAGCCUUACCCAUGGAUUCGUCCUACCACAAAAAGCGGUGUCGAGAAGAGUGCACGGGACCGGAGAGGCACAGCCAACUCUGGUUUGACGACGGCAACAUCGUCCUGCUGGCAGACAACCUGGCGUUCAAGGUCCACCGCAGCCUGCUAGGCAGACACUCAAUAGUGUUCAAGGAUCUGUUCGAAUUGUCUCAACCAUCGGCAUCCGUCGAUGAGCAGAUGGAUGGCGUCCCGCUUGUGAAGCUUCAUGAUUCUCCUCACGAGCUUGCUGAUCUUCUGGACGUGAUAUACAAUGGCACGAGGUAGG
Messenger RNA from Phanerochaete carnosa HHB-10118-sp, 343 nucleotides. RefSeq lists its product as uncharacterized. The coding region runs from base 49 to 342 and encodes 97 amino acids. NCBI's taxonomy places the organism in Eukaryota, Fungi, Basidiomycota, Agaricomycetes, Polyporales, Phanerochaetaceae. The transcript has a single exon. Gene Ontology annotation, molecular function: protein binding. The record is from RefSeq and is a predicted model, not a curated record.